AUGGCUAAAUACAGAAACCGGUUGCCUCAACUUUCCGAUACCUUCUUUACUACCGAAGGUGGCCUUGAGACUGUACUUAUCUAUGAGGAAGGUGUGGAACUUCCCGACUUCGCCGCAUUCCAUCUAUUGGAGGAUGAAGCCAGAUGCGAAUGGAUAAGAAACUAUUUACGUUCGUUCUUCAACAUUGCUCGAAAACAUAAUGUUGGAUUCAUAUCAGAAAGUGUAACAUGGCGUGCUAAUCCUGAUUGGAUGCGAAAACUUGGUUAUUCUGAUCAAGACUUAAUUAGCGUGAACCGCAAAGCCAUCGAAUUACUAUCCGAAAUUCGCGAUGAAUAUGAAACGGAAAAAACUCGGAUCGUUAUUGAUGGAUGUAUUGGUCCACGCGGAGAUGGAUAUAAUCCUACGAUGAUUAUGUCGGCUGAAGAAGCACAAGCGUAUCAUGCGACACAAAUCGAUGUUUUUAGUAAAACUAACGCGGAUAUGGUGAGCGGCUUGACAAUUACAUAUCCUGCAGAAGCUAUUGGAAUCGCAAGAGCUGCAAAGGCAGUUGGCAUGCCUGUCGUAAUCUCGUUUACGCUCGAGAUUGAUGGUAGAUUGCCGACAGGACAAACCCUGAAAGAGGCGAUUGAACUAGUGGAUGAAGCUACUCAGAGUGCACCCGCCUAUUAUAUGGUAAAUUGUGUACAUCCCAGCCAUUUUGAGCGUGCCUUAAUUCCUGAUGGAACAUGGACAGAUAGGAUUCAUGGAAUUAAAGGUAAUGGUUCAAAAAGGAGUCAUGCUGAGCUCAAUGAGACUAAAGAACUUGAUCAAGGAAAUCCAGUGGAAUUCGGUAAGGAUAAUCGAGCACUUUUAAGUAAACUCAAGAAUUUGAAUAUAAUCGGCGGAUGUUGUGGAACAAAUCACCGUCAUAUUGAAGAAAUUUGCAAUGCAUGCAUCAGCGUAUUCAAUGGAAACGUGGUGAUCAUGCCGAAAUCCAACCAACACCAUCAAUAA
Messenger RNA from Rotaria sp. Silwood2, 993 nucleotides. NCBI's taxonomy places the organism in Eukaryota, Metazoa, Rotifera, Eurotatoria, Philodinida, Philodinidae. The record is from the annotation of a GenBank genome assembly.